Messenger RNA from Heterobilharzia americana, 1256 nucleotides. NCBI's taxonomy places the organism in Eukaryota, Metazoa, Platyhelminthes, Trematoda, Strigeidida, Schistosomatidae. The record is from the annotation of a GenBank genome assembly.
AUUAGGAUUGUUUAUAUUAGCGUUUACAUAUAUACAUGCGUAUAGACAAGCUAUCAGUAGUUGCAAUAGAGACUUGACAUAAAUUCACACACACAUACUAAAGCUGACUAUAUUUAACCUUUAUUUACUCGUAAUUAAUAUUCCUUCAAUAAGUUGUAAUCUACUUUCAUGAUAAUGCUGUUUAAAAUGAAACUAAUUACGAUAUGGAUGAUUGCAGUUUGCAUUCCACUUCAAAGUUUUGGUGAAGUCAGUGAUCCAUUUUUGUUAUCGGCGAAUGUUGAAAGUGGAUUGAAUGAUCAGAUUUUAGCUGAAUAUGAAGCUUUUUAUAUCUACGAACACAUGGCUUCCUACUUUUCCAGACCUAAUGUCGGACUGUCAGGGUUUGCCAACUUCUUCCGUAAAUCUGCUAACGAAGAAAUUGAACAUGCCCGUAAAUUCAGCGAGUUUGUCAAUAAGCGUAAUUCAAAGGUCAUCCUGAAAAAUAUAAUCGAAAAAGCUCGUACUUUGAAACUUCCAUCUGAAGGUGUUCCAAUGGACUUCAAAAAUAUUCAUGAAGCAAUUGACUUAGCAAUUGAUAAAGAACUUUAUGUCAGUACUCAAAUCAAUGAACUACAUAAGUUGGCGGCAAAAAUGAAUGAUGCUACAACUCAAGACUUCUUGGAUGAAUUUCUUCAAGAGCAAGUGGAUAGUAUAAGUAAACUUAGAGAAAUGCAAGCCAGACUUCGAUUGGACAGUAGUGCAGUUUAUUUAAUGGAUAAAGAGCUUCGUUAAUUCAUCAAUUUUUAUUGUUGAUGGAAAGAUCAAGGUUGUUCUUUCCUUUUUCGGUUUUUAUUCUCCAUCUAUGCAUCAUUUUAGUUUAUUUUUUUUAUCCCCCAUUUAUACAAACUGUAGACAGUCAGUAAUUUAGUAAACAAUAAAAUGGGUUAUAUUUUAUUUACCUAACUUAAUUCAUUAUGUUUAUUUGUGCAUGCUUUUUUGGGAAAUAAUAUAACUUGUGAUUAGUAUACUUAUCCUUGGCGAUUCUGUAACGUGAUUCCUUAAUCUUCUGGUCAGUUUCUACUCAAAAUAUAGUAAUCAAGAGUUUACUUUCAAGCGUAAGCCAACAUUUUAUCAGCUUGAUUAAUUAAAUCUUAAUUCACCGUUGUACUGUCAGUACUGAAGACAUCUCCACCAACAUGCAUACACAUAAUCUCUUAUUUUGUAUGUUGAGAUCUCAAAGUAGUUUGUGUCAAAUGAAAUACACCUGUGAAUAAACC